AGUGGGCUUGCUCAGUGCUUGAAGCUGUGAUGGAAUUUCUCCUCUACAAGAGAGUGCAGUCUGCUCUGAUUGGCCCCUUGUACUUGAGGCUGAACAACUUAGAAUCCAGACGAUUUCUCCUUAGUGCAUCCGAAUCUAGAGCUGAAUAGAAAGAAGGUUGCCUGUCCCUCAUGUUGCUGUCUGUCCGCAGAGCCCAAAACCAACCUGCGAGCCUCGUCUGGCUGCGUGUCUUCCUGAGGAAGAGGCCAAAGGGGAGGAAGAUGCCCAGCAAGCUGCAGCUGCUGCCACUGUGGAGCCUGAGCUGCCAGCAUCAGGGUUUCGGCACUGUGUGCACGGCACUGGACACUGCCACAGGAGAAGAGGUGGCCAUAAAGAUAAUCAGUCUCCUGGAAGACAACAGCAACGAACUAUGUGUGAAGGAAAUCCAGGUGAUGCGUGAAAAUAAGAACAACAACCUAGUGAACUACGUAGACAGCUACCUGGUGCACGAGGAACUCUGGCUUGUGAUGGAAUACAUGAACGGAGGUUCCUUACACGAUGUCAUCAUGGAGGCCAGGAUGGUAGAAGAAGAGAUAGCAGUUGUCUCUCGGGAGUGCCUGCAAGGCCUGGAUUUCCUUCACUCCAAGCAAGUCAUCCAUCGAGACAUCAAAAGCCACAACAUUCUCCUGGGCUUGGACGGAUCUGUCAAGUUGGCUGAUUUUGGUCUCGCUGCUCAGCUGACGGCUGAGCAGAGCAAACGGAGAUCAGCUGUCGGCACGACUUACUGGAUGGCGCCAGAAAUUUUCACCAGGAAGUCCUACGGCCCCAAAGUGGAUAUCUGGUCCUUGGGCAUCGUGGGCUUCGAGAUGGUGGAAGGAGCACCUCCUUACCUGAUGGAAAGCUCCCGCACGGUGCGCUGCAACUUCUCUCCCACUUCCUCCUGUCACUCUAACCAAAUCUGCCCCCACUUCUUCUGCCUGGGAUGCUUGGUGACACCUGAAGUCCAUAGGUUGUGGGCUGCAUAGUCUCUUGUGCUUCUUGCCCUGUUUUUUCCCCUUGCCAUUGAAUUGUGAAGAGCCCUAAAAACUGUGAUGCCCUUUCCUGAUGGAAGCUUUGACUUAAGGGAGCUGUGAGUGGCGCCAAAGCUGCAUUGUUUGGAAGAAUCCUUGGGAAUAGCAGAGUAAGA
This is a messenger RNA of Catharus ustulatus (Swainson's thrush), 1165 nucleotides long. Its product is annotated as serine/threonine-protein kinase PAK 3-like. Gene Ontology annotation, cellular component: cytoplasm. Gene Ontology annotation, biological process: intracellular signal transduction; regulation of MAPK cascade; regulation of axonogenesis. Bases 171 to 1004 code for a protein of 277 amino acids. The record is from RefSeq and is a predicted model, not a curated record. Gene Ontology annotation, molecular function: ATP binding; protein serine/threonine kinase activity. The transcript has 6 exons. Lineage: Eukaryota; Metazoa; Chordata; Aves; Passeriformes; Turdidae.